Messenger RNA from Syngnathoides biaculeatus (alligator pipefish), 4038 nucleotides. RefSeq lists its product as uncharacterized. The record is from RefSeq and is a predicted model, not a curated record. The transcript is spliced from 2 exons. Gene Ontology annotation, biological process: regulation of DNA-templated transcription; circadian rhythm. Gene Ontology annotation, molecular function: DNA binding; DNA-binding transcription factor activity. NCBI's taxonomy places the organism in Eukaryota, Metazoa, Chordata, Actinopteri, Syngnathiformes, Syngnathidae. Gene Ontology annotation, cellular component: nucleus. Bases 872 to 2644 code for a protein of 590 amino acids.
ACACGCCGUGGGUGGCGGCGGCCGCAGUGCAUGUAACGUGCGCGCUCUCGCGUGGAAACAAGAGGACACAAACGUGACGAGGCAGCGGGGCUGUUACGCAACCGCUGACCUACUAACACAUAUUUCCAGAAAGGCUGCCGCCGCUCCAAGUGGAGCAAAAAGUGUCCGCUAGCGCACAACGCGGGGGGGGUCCGAGCAGGCAGGCGCAGAGAGAGCGACGGAGGGACAUUGAUAUGUUUUUGAGGGCCAUUUUAUUUGAUUUUUUUUCGGGAUAGGUUUUUGUCUCAAGAAAAGGAGGAAACGGGACCGAGACAGCUUUUGUGUCGGGGAAGCCAGUAGGUUGUGUUCCCCUCCUCCACCAUUCAAAGAGAAAUUGAAGCUGGAUCCUCAGCCAACCCCAAAGGAAACAGCCCGACCCACAUCUUCUGUACGACAUUGUGAUGAGAAUCGCUGUGGCCUGACUGGUUUCGCAGAUCCGGAGAACAUUUGGGAAAACAUCAGCAAGAUCCAGUUCACCUGCUGUGAGACUCCAGAGAAUUGGAGUGUACCAAGAAAACCAAAGUACUCAAAAUCCAAGCGUUUCUCUUUUAUUUUGAAGGCCUUUUGAUUUCAAUGUCUAAGGUGUUCAUGGAGUUCCAUCUAUUUUUAAUCUUCUUGGCUAAUUUGGACACUUGAACAUUCUGCUCGAGGAAACAGUUGGCAAAAGAAAUCAAUGAGGCUCUAUCUUAGACGUUCACAAAUACCUCAUUCAGAAGUCUUUGCUGAUCCCACAACAUAGCGGAAAUAGUUGUACAACAAAGUCUUUGUGUUAUACUUGUGCAUCUUUCCUUACACUCUUUGCUAGAGUUCCACUCUGGCUACACCUGUGAAAAUGGAGAACCUGAGUCUCCACCUCCCAUCCAGCACCAACAAAAAUUCCAUGGAUUUGGAAAAUUUCACUACCUAUAGCGAUCUCCCAUCCCCUCUUCCUGAGGGUGGCGCACGCUCCAGCCGGCAGGCUAAAGGAUCCAAGCCGACUGUGGCGUCCCGCCGCAAGCGGGAGUUCAUCUCUGAUGAGAAAAAGGACGAUUCAUACUGGGAAAAACGGAGGAAGAACAAUGAAGCAGCCAAGCGCUCUAGGGAAAAACGGCGCCUGAAUGAUAUGGUUCUUGAGAACCGGGUCAUGGCCCUCAAUGAGGAGAAUGUUCGUCUAAAAACAGAACUGCUUCAGCUCAAGUUGCGAUUCGGCCUCAUCAGCACGGCGUCCUACAUGGAGAAAAGCCAGCAGAUCGCGAGCAGCGCAGCGGCUGCUAACACAAGUAGCAACAUCAGCAGCAGCAACGGCACCCCCAACAACACCUACAACUCAAGUAGCGGCUACUCUAGCGCGUCCCAGGUGAUGCUGAAUUCAGACUCGUCAGAAACUGAACAGCCCAGCCGCGGUGAGCGGCACUCGGCGCUCCACAAGUAUUCUCCGAGGGGAUCCGUGUCCGACUUGUCUGACGGCUCCUCAAGGGACAGCCCCGAGCCCUUGGGCUACAACAUAAAGAAGGAGCCUCCCAGCAUGGAGAUGGCAAGACUGGACAGCAACGGGCUCUCUGCUGGCAUAGUCAAUGGAUUGCCAAGUGGUGCCUACCAUGGAAUCCAUCCUGCUUUGAUGUCUCCUCGCCAGCAGAGUGCACAAUUGGCCGAAGCUUCUAUGGAUUACCAGCAGCAGCAGGGCCACACGGAAGCCCCCCAUUCCACUGCCCAAGCCACGUCUUCACAAAGGAGCGUCAUCCUGUUUCACCCUAGCAGCGGGUGCUACCCCGUGGCGAGCCAGAGGCCAGAUGAGCAGGAGAGCAGGCCGCAGCACGGCCAGAACUCUUUGACCUCAAAGUUCUCAGAAUGUUCAGUGACCAUCGCCGAGGUCGCCGAGAAGCUAGAGAGGACAAAGACGAUGGACUGUGAGCAGUAUGAAUACUCUGAGGAGCUACAGACAAGGUACAGCAGCCAGCCGCAGCAUGAGAGCCAUCGCGAGCCUUACAGCUGCCGGGGUCAGGAGAACAGCCUCGAGCAAGCCGAGAGCCGGAACCCAUUUGCUCCUAAUCUGAUCCGCAGCACUGAAGAGGGCAUGUCUGCGUUCCCACAGCACAAUGGCUACCUCAAUACAAUGGACGAAGAGCCUCCAGCUCUCACCUAUGAGGGAGGGCCGAGAAGCGAUGGCUUCUACCAAGAGAAUUCCUCCGCUAAAGAUACAUCAUCGAGCGACGGGGACCCCCGGAGCUCCGACAAAGAGGCCUCGACUGAUGACGAAUCUCCCUCCUCCUCCUCAUCAUCCUCAGACAUCAGCAGCUACCACCAGAAAACUUCAGCAAAUGUCGGCCCGCACGGAGAUUGCCAAACUGAGGUCAAAGCGACCGCCCUGCCCCACAAGUUGCGACUCAAGAACCGAGCAAUGUCCACCGGGGCGACGAGAGCGCAAAUGGAAUUCUGCGUGAGCGUCUCUGUGUCCCCGCCCCCCACCCUGCCCCAGCACCCUUACCUGGCACUGCCUGGCAACUCCAACGGCGGCCAGCUCAGCGGCGAGAGCAGAGAGGCAGAGAAUGAGGUGGAGUACACUGAAGACGUCACGCCCCAGUCGGAUGAGCGACUGGACUCAAAAAAGGCACCAAGCAGUGGUUAGAAGUGUAUUUAAGAACAGUUGGGAGAUGCUCGGUAGUUUCUGACUCUACAGGAAAAAAAUGAGGCCUAGGAAAUAAUUUCCGCCCAGCUUCACUGUCACUUGUUUCCCUUUAUUCUCUCCUACCUCCCACAUGUCCCCCCUCCAGUUUAAAGAAUGCAUCACUCACUGAGGGAGGCAAUGGAAUGAAAUUGUUUCAGUCUGGGGUACUUCUGGCCAGCGUUUUUUUUUUUUUUUUUUUUUUUUGGGUGGCAUUAUGAGAACAUUUCUUUGACCAAAGAAUAUUCUUUUUUUUUUUUUCUGUUAAUGUCACUUUUUGUUGGUACAGUAACUGUGUAUUUGUUCUCUGAAUAACUGUCAAUCCUUUGCUUGCACAUGUCCUCUUCACUUUUCAAGCACUUAGACUGUAUAUUGUUGCGACAUUGCAUAAAUGAGGUAUAUAUUUUAAAAAGAAAAUCUGGGAAAAAGAAAAAAAAAAUCUUUCUGACACAGAACUUUGACCUGCUUAAUUUUUGAGACAACUUACAAAGUGAUUGUCUCAAAGAUCUCAAGCAAAAAAAAAAAAAAAAAAAAAGAAAGAUAAAAAGCCACCAGGAUCGACUUUGGUUUGUGGUUUUGGGUGAAUUCAUUUGUGCAACACACAAAACGGCCCAAACAGUUGAGUUCAAUUGUCAUAUCAGUCGAGUCAAUGCAGUCGCUCAAUGCUGACAAGCACAAGGCAAACCUUGCUUGGUCACGCGUUUGAACACAAUGGCUACACCUUCACUUUGCAGGUGUCUAAUAAAAAGAUGACUGCCAUCUCAAACCAGGAAAGCUGCUGUUUUGUUUUGUUUUUUCUUCUUGUCAUAAGGUGCCUCUCUCAUUGUUACGUCUCUUCUUGUCCCCACUUUGGCCGACGACGUAUCGAGGCCACUUGUCCACUGUGCACUGAGCUUAAGCGGCCGCGUUCAAAUUGAAAUCAUACAAUCUGUUCAAGAGUUGACUUCCUGGUGCCUGCCUCUGGCCACUGUGUAGAAAUGUAAAGUUGUCCAGAUCACUUGUAUACUGUGGUCACUAUUUUUAUUAAUAUUGUUAUUUUCUAUUAUAUUGGGUUCAUAUUUUGUCUAUUCUGUGUAAUUUUAUUGUCCUCCCUGUCGUGUCAUUUUGCUCUCUGCUCUUCCCAGUUGUGCUGUGUAUUUUGCUCAUGCGACCCAAUGCAAUGAUUUGUACUCUUGUGUUACUCUCUAACCUGUUUGCCUGAACCUUUUGUGGAAAGGAGAAGGAGAAGGUUCCUCGUAAGUGAAAAUGUAUGGCUAUACUUCACGUGGAUAUGCGUAAUAGUUGAACAGGAAAAAACAUGUUUUAUUUUGAUUGUAAACGUUGAAAAUGGGGAAGAAUAAAAGGCUGUUGAACUGUCA